Messenger RNA from Salvia splendens (bonfire salvia), 797 nucleotides. RefSeq lists its product as uncharacterized. The coding region runs from base 68 to 691 and encodes 207 amino acids. The transcript is spliced from 3 exons. NCBI's taxonomy places the organism in Eukaryota, Viridiplantae, Streptophyta, Magnoliopsida, Lamiales, Lamiaceae. The record is from RefSeq and is a predicted model, not a curated record.
UGCUGAUGAAAUGGGAUAUGAAAACCUGCGUUUGUAUUUCUUGGUUCUUACGGGAUGCUGAUUCUUGAUGGCGUCUGUGCAGGAUAUGCCGCAGUACGAAUCAGCCGAGUCAGUUUACCACGUGAAGCACUUCGUUUCUAGAAGGGAGUCCCCUUGGAAGGUAGACGGUGAUUCUAGCGGAGUCUCGUCUAAAUUAAAGCUGCUUGAGCAAGAACUACUGAAUUUAGAGCGAGUUUGUAGGGCAGAUUUUUCGAAGGCACCAUCACCUAUGCGAAAGCAGGCCAAGAGGUACCAAGCAUUAGCAGGAAAAAUCGAUGAUCUUUGCAGGAGAAUGCAAGCUAGUGAUCCAUGUGAAGCCACUCUGAGCUCAGAGUUUCGCAUCCAAAGGCAAACCGAGUUCUUGCUAGAGGCGUUUCGUCUGCAGCAACGAGCCUCUGAAGCCAGCCAGAAACUCACAGCACUACAAACUGAGAGAGGAAAGAGCUACCACGGAGGGGAGGUCGAAGGGGCAGCUAACGUAGCCACUAGGCGAGCCCUGGACUCCAUCAGAAACAAUUUCAAAGAGAUCCAAAGGAAUCUUGAGAUAUGGCUAGCAAGAAUCAUAGGAGAUCUCGAAGGACUGAUGUCUAGAGAUGGCGCCUCUCGUGCACAAGAGUACUACGCCUCUAGGUACCCUUUUGUUCAUCAGUAAGUAAAUAAACAAUGGCACUAAUCUAGUUUGAUUUGAGUUUGUAGCAGCACUAGUGAUCAAGAAAAUGUGCAGUUUCCCUUGUGUUAGUCUUUAACUUUUCUUGCUU